Messenger RNA from Haplochromis burtoni (Burton's mouthbrooder), 4146 nucleotides. RefSeq names its product rhophilin, Rho GTPase binding protein 2 (gene rhpn2). Bases 143 to 2206 code for a protein of 687 amino acids. Lineage: Eukaryota; Metazoa; Chordata; Actinopteri; Cichliformes; Cichlidae. Gene Ontology annotation, molecular function: protein binding. Gene Ontology annotation, biological process: negative regulation of stress fiber assembly; signal transduction. The transcript is spliced from 15 exons. The record is from RefSeq and is a predicted model, not a curated record.
CUGAGUGAAGAGAAGUUAGAACAGCAGGCAUAUUGGUGGUGUAGAGAGGUUCUCACCUGUUGUUAAAAGCUGUUAAUUAAAAAAAGAAAAAAAGAAAACAUUUUUUUCUCCUCUUGAGGUUCUCGGAGUGCGUGCCUUCAGGAUGACGGACGCUCUUUUACCAAAUGGCAUCAACGACGGCGGCGGAGACAAAAAUUAUUUCAAAAAGGGUUGCAACCCAUUCGCACAGACUGGACGAAGCAAACUGCAGAACACACGAGCCAGUCUUAACCAGCAGAUUAUCAAACAGAUGAGGAUGAGGGCUGGAGCUGAGAAUCUGCUCAAGGCUACAUCCAAUAGCAAGGUGAAAGAAAUGGUUCUCUUGGAGUUGAGCUACGUUAACGCAAACCUUCAGCUUCUGAUGAGCGAGUUGGAAGGUCUCAACAGCUCUGUGGAGGUUUACCAGAACAACCAAGAUUCUGCCAACAUUCCCCUCAUUGCUUUGGGCCUGAAGGAAACAAAAGAAGUUGACUUCUCUACUCCAUUCAAGGACUUUAUCUUGGAGCACUAUAGUGAAGACGGGAAGACUUUUGAAGAUGAGAUUGCUGACUUCAUGGACCUGCGACAGGCAUGCAGAACACCAAGUCGAAGUGAGGCCGGAGUGGAGCUGCUUGCAAAAUACUACAGCCAUCUUCCUCUGAUAGAGAGCCGAUUCUUCUCCCCAACCAGACAGACGGGCAUCUUCUUCACAUGGUAUGACUCCUUCACAGGAGUGCCACUAUGUCAACAAAACCUGUCACUAGAGAAGGCCAGUAUCCUUUUCAACAUGGCCGCCCUCUACUCUCAGCUCGGUACCCGUGCUAAUCGACAGACACUAACUGGCCUGGAGGAGGCUGUUUCUUCCUUUCAGAAAGCUGCAGGUGUCUUGAAUAACCUUAAGGAGACUUUCACCCACACUCCCAGCUACGACAUGAGUCCAGCCAUGCUCAGUAUGCUGAUUCGGCUGAUGCUUGCUCAAGCUCAGGAGUGCUUGUUUGAGAAGAUUGCACUGCCUGGCAUCCGAAACCAGUUUUACUCUCUGAUGAAAGUUGCACAAGAGGCUGCAAAGGUCUCAGAAAUCUACGAUCAAGUCCAUCAGUGCAUGAUCCAGACACCAGUAAAAGACAAUGUGCCAUUUUUCUGGUCCACCAUGUCACAAAUUAAAACCAACCACUACCGCUCCAUGGCACACUACUUUGUAGCUUCAGCACUGCUGGACCACCAGUUGGGUCCGGGCGAUGAUGAGGACAAGCAGGAGAAGACCUUGUCACAGGUGUAUGAUAGCCUUCCUGAGGGAUGCACUGCUCUGGACAUCUUAAAGAACAAAGAUGAACGUCAGCGGAUUGGUAAAGCUCACAUCCGUCGUGCCAUCUUUGGUCAUGAGGAGGCUUUGAGGAUUUAUGGAUUGUGUAAGAAUACCAACAACUUGGAGGUCCUGCAGGAAAUUUUAAAAGCCAGUCACCAGCGCUCAGUCAACAAGCACAGUGAAAAUGAAAAUGAAGAAGAGUUCACUGAUUAUAUGGAGGCCCCAAAAAUCAUCUCUAAAACAGAACACAAAGCAGAGAUGGAAUUUCCCGCAGCUGCAAAGGUGAAAGUCAUCGACUUUUUCCAGAGGCUGGGCCCGCAGUCAGUCUUCUCGGCCAAGCAGCGGUGGACUGCCCCACGGACAAUACGGGUUCGCUCAGACGACAGAGACCUGGGUUUCACACUGAAAGGAGACUCACCGGUUCAGGUGGUUUCACUGGACCCUCUCUGUGCAGCUGCUGCUGAUGGCCUCAAAGAAGGUGACUACAUUGUUGCUGUGGGUGACACAGAGUGCAAGUGGAUGAGCGUGAGUGACAUGAUGCGACUUCUGAAGGACGUGGACGAGGAGGGGAUUGAUAUCCAGGUGGUCAGCAUGAUGGACAACAGCACUGCCAUGCCUACCAAGAGUGCAACCUUCUGUGGAAACUUGCCUAAGACCUACUCCAUGAUUUGUCUGGCCUAUAAUGAAGAUGACAAGAACUCCAAGUCUCGCAAAGUAGCCAAGAAGUCAUCAUUCCUCAGCUGGGGUUUAAAGAACAAGAUGAAGAGUGCCAGCACCCUCAGCCUUCCCACAGCAGACAAGGCCGGCGCUCUGCCCUGGAAUAAACCUUGUCCCACCUUCCCCAGCUCCAGCUCCUACAACAAUGACAGUGGCCUCUACUGAGCUAACUGCAGCUGUUACUGUCUGCAGUACGCAUAUUGAGCCCAGUAUACAGUACUGUGCUGUACCUAUACUGGACCUGUUUUGUGUACUAUCAGUGACCUUUGGUGUUUCCACUGGAAUACUAAGCAGCAGUGUAUGUAGUAUGUUGCUUUGGAAAGUGGCUGUGCCAAAUACUGUAUAUUGGUGCACUUGAUGGAAUGUGGGUGCUUUCCCAGCACAGUUCUGUAUCUGAUGCAAGUUGCACUGUACGUCAGACACAAUAAAAAAGCAUUUAGUGCCAUUCCAGUAUAUGUACAGCACAGUGAAACUGCACUGUCGGAAAAACUAAAACGUAUAUACACACACACACACACACACACACACACACACACACACACACACACACACACACACACACACACACACACAGAUCACUGAGACUGGCUUCUUAGUUAAGCUGCGAUUUCAGUGUUUUGUUUUUGUUUUUUCUGAAAAACAUGCUCCAGACGAAUCGAAGAAGAAAACAGUGGUGCAAACACACCCAGCCCCAGUUUCUGCUUGACUGCAAGGCAGUGAUUUGAUUGUGGGUUAAGCACUCCCUUGUUAGUGCCAUUGUGUACAGAGCUGUACACAGUGAGCAUAGCUGUGCAUACUGUAUAUGGGAAGGAAUCUUCUUAUUGCCACAGUUUUGUAGAAAUCAGUGGCUGCUGAUCAGUUUCGGGAUUUAAAAUUCAUGGAUUUUAUGGAUGUAGAUUUAAUAAACUAUGUUGCAGUAUGUUAAACAGUGAUUGAGGGAAUGCUAAUUGUAUAGUGGAGUUUUUUAUGUCUGGGAAGAGGGGUGUGAUGAAUGCAAUAUUCUAUAAGCUGCUAAAAAAAAAUCAUAUGUGUACCAUGGUUAUGUAUUACUGUCAUUUGUAUUUGUGAGACAGUCUUUGAGGACUGUUGUUUCUGCUGAGUGCCGUUCUUGGGACACAGUUUUAAAUGCACAAAUAUUGGUAUUUUAAAUUUGCUUAAUGUACCAGUUAUGCCACAGACCAUUAUGCCUCCAAGUUCCAGAAAUACAAGGAUGUAUCAUUUACCCUUGUGAUUCAUCCUACCCGCUUCCCUAAGAAGAGCAUGACCUGUGUUUUAUUGAUGUGAAUUUUGAUGUAGUUAAAGUUUAUUAUGUCUGUAGAAGGGAAGAAUGUGGGCAGACUGAUGACUUUCCUGCAUCGCUUGGACAGCCAGUCACCCUACAGUGACUCUGAUCAAAUCCCACAUUUGGGUUUCUACUCUUUAUCUACCUGUCUUUAUCUUAGUCACAUUCCCUAUUUUACUGACACUUUGCCGUGUUGGACUUUCUCUUUAUCUACAAAGUAGAUUCUUAUACACAUUUGAUAAUCAAAUUAUUUAUGUAAUAAAAAACACAAAAAUAUAUAUUUACCUGUAAGCUGUAGGUUGUAGAGCUACUUUGUGAAUGGUCAAGUUGUGAAUGCUGCUUUGCACGCGAGAGUCCUUGGUUUGUUUCUUGAAUGAAUGUAUGUUACUAGCCUUGCUUAAUCCAUUAGCGAACUUAUAUAUUGCUGCAUUUCAAUGUUUUAAAUUCUAAAUAUUUUUAAGCAGUUUCACUGAGAAGAUGUAACAUUCUUUACUGUUUACCUGUUACUUUCUUUUAAGUGCCAUUUAUGCUAAAUCAUGAAGGAAAAUGCCUCACCGAGUGUGUAACAAGUCUGUGCAGUGAAUGCUUCAUAUUUUGUUAAGUGUACUAACAGAUGCAGAGGAUCAUCUUUUUUACAUCUUUGUGUUCAUGUUACAGUGCCUAAUAAUUCUAAAUGCCUUAGUGUAUCUGCAGAGGUUUAUGGUACCUGUUUUUCUAAAGCUUUCAGGUUGCCUUUGUUCCUUUCUGUGCUUGGUCCUGCAUAGCUCUGUGUUGAUAAGUCUUUGUAUGAGUUCAAAUGACAAUAAAAAGGAAUAAAACACAU